Molecule: messenger RNA, 363 nt
Organism: Capsicum annuum
Lineage: Eukaryota; Viridiplantae; Streptophyta; Magnoliopsida; Solanales; Solanaceae
Exons: 1
Biological process (GO): chromatin remodeling
Cellular component (GO): nucleus
Source: RefSeq, a predicted model, not a curated record
AUGAAUGGUAUAGGUAUCCUAGUAUAUGAUGAGCUCAGAAAGCAAGUGGUAGAGUUUAAGAGGGUCAACAAUAGGAUGAUGUCAAUUAAACUAGUUAUUGGAGAGUCUUCUUGGAAUAUUAUUAGUGCAUAUGCCCCGCAUAUAGGCUUGGAUGAGGAAGAGAAGAAGAGGUUUUGGGAGGCUUUGGACGAGAUGGUGAGAGAUGUCCCUAGUAAUGAUAAGAUUUUUAUAGGAGGGGAUUUCAAUGAGCACAUAGGGUCUUCUUCAAGGGGUUAUGAUGAUAUGUAUAAAGGCUAUGGGUUUGGUAUAAGGAAUGACGAAGGAGUGGCACUUUUGAAUUUUGCUCGGGCGUUUGGAUUGGUG